Knipowitschia caucasica is the source of this 2784-nucleotide messenger RNA. NCBI's taxonomy places the organism in Eukaryota, Metazoa, Chordata, Actinopteri, Gobiiformes, Gobiidae. The record is from the annotation of a GenBank genome assembly.
AUGAACGCCGCAGCAGUAGUUGGAGGACGUCGCUGCUCGCUGCUGUUGUUUUCUUCCUAUCGCAUUCAUUUAAGUGUCAAAGGCGCCGUGUCGGAGCCCUGUGCACACACCAGACCUCCACCCCGGUGUCACUGGACUACUACCGAUCAGAGAAGCACUUCCACCUGCCUGAGAUCACCCCCCACACCGCCGGACACGACCCCAAAACACCAGCUCCACAUGUUCACGGUCCCGGAGAGAGCGCGCGGGAUGUGGAUACUACUGCCAGUUUUCCUUUUCCCUUUCACUGAUCCUAUUGAAGACGUGGUCAAGACUAUUCAAGUCAGGUUGAUAAGACGGGAAGAAAUGACCUUAGUCUUGUCCAUGAAUCCCUUUUUGGACCCAGAAGGAGACCCUCCUCUCGCCACACUGCAGCACAUCUGGGAAUCAGAACGAUGUACCAAGAGCUGUCUGUCAACCUCCUCCCCACCGUGCAGCUCCGAGGAGCCGUUUACUCGAGAGCCUCAUUGUCGACGAGUCCCUGAUCAUGUGUCAUUGUCAAGAAUUGCCUACUUUAAGAGAAAGUUUAUCGAUGACGAAGACGAGGCCCCUUUCAGGUUUCGGACAUACUGCCAGAGCGUCGCACCGGUGCUGGAGGAGCGGGCCCACGUGUUGCGACUCUCAGUUGAGAAGAUGAGAUUUAUAGAUGAUCCGGAGGCCUUUUUGCGCCGCUCGGUUCUCGUCAACAACCUCCUGCGGCGUCUGCGAGCCGAGAUCCUGCUCCAGAGCACAGACUGGUGUUUCCCUCCAAACCCAGCAUUAGCCGCUGGGCCCUGUGUGAUCCCUCCCAGCUCCAGUCCAGCUCACCCUGCACUCCAUGGCUCUAUUCCCCCCAGGAUCUGCCUGCCCCCCCAGGCCGGACCUCCCCACCGGAAGCGCUACCGCAUGAUGCGUAGCCAGGGCUUUCUGCGGCCGGACUGUGCUCAGACCUGCUGUUGUCUGUAUGCAGCCGCUGCAGCAGGACACUACCUCCACCUGCCCUUCUCCAUGUACGACGCAGCACUCUCAGCCUGCCCCCCCACUCAACACUCCCCCUCCUUCCUCCAACUGGCCAACCACAGCAAACUGGGCUUCACCAUCGAUGUGGAUGAUCACGAUGAGGAGGAAGAGGAGGCAGAGGGAGAGGAGGAGAAUGAAGAUGAUGAAGAGAGAGAAGAGGAGGAGGAGGUGGAGGAAAGACAACAAGCAGGGACCUCCUUUGAUUUAAUGAACAAGUCCAGUUCAAGAAGGACUAGAACUGCUCCUGGCAACAAACACUCUCUCAGGACUGAGGAAAAGCGUGUGGCACACAGUAGUAAGGACGACGAAGAGGAAGAGGACACGGACAUCUCAGAAAAACACCUCCACAAAUUGCACUUCCUCCAUCCGCACUUUCUACAGUCUCACUUCCUCGAUCCUCACUUCCUACAGUCUCACUUCCUCCAUCCGCACUUCCUCCAGUCUCACUUCCUCCAGCUUCACUUCCUAAAGUCUCACUUCCGCCAUCCGCACUUCUUUCAGUCUCACUUCCUCCAGCCUCACUUCCUCCAGUCUCACUUCCUCCAGCCUUACUUCCUCCAUCCGCACUUCCUCCAGUCUCACUUCCUCCAACCUCACUUCCUCCAGGCUCACUUCCGCCUGGCUCACUUCCUCCAGCCUCAUUUCCUCCAGCCUCACUUCCUCCUGCCUCACUUCCUCCAGGCUCACUUCCUCCAGGCUCACUUCCUCCAGCCUCACUUCCUCCAGGCUCACUUCCUACAGUCUCACUUCCUCCACCCCUACUUCCUCCAGGCUCACUUCCUACAGUCUCACUUCCUCCAGCCUCACUUCCUACAGGCUCACUUCCUACAGCCUCACUUCCUACAGUCUCACUUCCUAGUCUCACUUCCUACAGUCUCACUUCCUACAGCCUCACUUCCUACAGUCUCACUUCCUACAGCCUCACUUCCUCCAAUCCCACUUCCUACAGUCUCACUUCCUCCAGCCUCACUUCCUACAGGCUCACUUCCUACAGCCUCACUUCCUACAGUCUCACUUCCUAGUCUCACUUCCUACAGUCUCACUUCCUACAGCCUCACUUCCUACAGUCUCACUUCCUACAGCCUCACUUUCUCCAAUCCCACUUCCUUCAGUGUCACUUCCUCCAGUCCCACUUCUUCCAGCCUUACUUCCUCCAUCCGCACUUCCUCCACCUCACUUCCUCCAGUCUCACUUCCUCAGCCUCACUUCCUCCAGGCUCACUUCCUCCAGCCUCACUUCUUCCCGGCUCACUUCCUCCAGCCUCACUUCCUCCUGCCUCACUUCCUCCAGCCUCACUUCCUCCAGGGUCACUUCCUCCAGCCUCACUUCCUCCUGCCUCACUUCCUCCAGCCUCACUUCCUCCAGGCUCACUUCCUACAAUCUCACUUCCUCCACCCCCACUUCCUCCAGGCUCACUUCCUACAGUCUCACUUCCUCCAGCCUCACUUCCUACAGUCUCACUUCCUCCAGUCUCACUUCCUCCAGCCUUACUUCCUCCAUCCGCACUUCCUCCAGUCUCACUUCCUCCAGUCUCACUUCCUCCAGCCUCACUUCCUCCAGGCUCACUUCCUCCAGGCUCACUUCCUCCAGGCUCACUUCCUCCAGGCUCACUUCUUCCAGCCUCACUUCCUACAUUCUCACUUCCUACAGCCUCAGAGCCCCGUCCCCAGAGAGGUGUCCUGGAGGCAUCCCAAACAAAUGUCCGCUCUCACUCAGCAGGCUCCACUCUGUGCUGAGGAGCAGUAG